AUGCAACGUGAAGCUGAAGCUUUGGCCUAUGUCCCGCAAAGACGAUGCGACCGGCUCAAUCAACCUUGCGGGUACAGCCCGAUUUCUCAGCGUCGUACUCGCGAUGAACAGCUGCAGGAGCUCCAGGAGCGAUUGGCCAAGACCGAAGCUCAGCUCGCUCUCGAGAUCCCGCGAACAAGGACAGGUUCCAUGGCCUCACAUUUGCAGCCCCCAUCGGCCACUACUGCGCCCGUCUUGCCAUCACGUUGGCCUGAUGCCCUUGGCUCUAUUACUCCGGACACCAACACCCAGUACCAUCUCGCGACUACAGCAUCAUCACACGUUUCCACUGUCCCCGGAUCUGUAGGUCCGUCAACUGGCCGUAACCCCAUGGACCUAGACAGCCACCGAAACAUGGGCACGGCUAUCGAUCUACCGACUAACAGCUCACCCAUGCUAGAUAUUGACCUGUUUAAUCCAGGAGCCGACUCCAACAUAGCCUUCGACUGGUGCAACCCGCUUACAGCCCUGGAACCACUGGACAACAUACUCCUCACUCGCCUAUCGCCACGGUCUCUGGCUCACAGCGGCACCGAGGAGGAAAUCUCGCACGCGGAACUAAAUGCACUGCACAAGUACUACUUUGAAUCCAUUUACUUCUCCUUUCCCUUCUUGAACCAAGAUCGCUUUGCGGCAGAAUCGAUGAGAGACGGGCUUGCUAUAAGUGCCCUCAAUUACGCAGUUGCACUCGCUGGAUGCGCUCACUCAUCCUCUUCCCAGAACAAAGAGUCUGCUUGCUAUGUAUUAGCAAGGAACUAUGCAGAGAAGUGCGAAAGAGAUGACCAGUUGAACGACCUCAAUUUGUUGCAGGCUCUACUCUUUAUCGGAAGAUAUGAGGCUAUGGCUGGGAAGCUCGAAAGGAGCUGGAUGACACUGGGACGUGCUGUGAUGCUAUCCAGGCUUCUUGGACUGCCGUACAUGGAUAAACGAAAUGAAGAAGAUGGAUUUCAAGACUCUCAAAACCAUGACGGCUCCGGCCUGAGCCUGCCUGAAACGACCGAUCAGGUUCUUCUAGAGGAACGAAGAAGGACCUUCUGGGCUUUGUACAUAUUACUUAGUUACAUCAAGACACGUACCGGAUGGCAAUACAUGCUCGGCGACAUAAAGAAAUUUUACAUCGACCUCCCAUCACCAGGGUUACUGAGAUCCGGCCUAUUCACGCUCAAGAUGCCCUAUCUCUCAGACAUAGACUUGGAACCCAGCACCGAGAUCUCAUCCUAUGCAGGUUGCGUCCUAAUGGUAGAGCUAGCCCUACGCUGCUUUGACCACGGCCAAAGGCGGACUUCAGAGGGUUUCUGGGACGGCUACUGCGAUCUUGUGAAAAGGACGGAUGUGCUUUUUGGUAUGCUGAAACAACACCUGAAUGCUACGUCUAUCCGAGAGGACCCCGUUGCCUUCAGUCUGUAUCUGAACCUCCGCGCAACCGAGAUCUUUUCCCAUGAGUCAGCUAUUACUCGCAGCGAAGAACAAGGCCUGCCACCGCUGAUGACGACUGAAAGUCAACGUCGUGCCACUGCAGCUGCUUUUCAGAUAUCAACUGCAGUGCAUCUCAAUCUUCCCUCUCCUGGGAAGACCGAAAGCGACAUUAUUAUGCUGCAAGCCAUUUUCAUCGCGUGGCCGCUUACCAUGGCCUUGAAAGCAUUUCAUCGCGAGCUGGUGAAGGGUGGUGACCGCGACGGUAUGAACGGUGUUGUCGCAUCGUCAAGAUUGCUGUUUGCCGCUCUGGAUCAUAUUGAGGAGUCAGGCGGACACUGGCAUCGUAGCGUCUCACACGCUGAGGAGAGACUCCAGGAAUGGGAAGAAAAGAAUAGCUUCAACUCCUUAACGUUAUGA
Molecule: messenger RNA, 1872 nt
Organism: Fusarium fujikuroi IMI 58289
Lineage: Eukaryota; Fungi; Ascomycota; Sordariomycetes; Hypocreales; Nectriaceae
Exons: 2
Coding region: 1-1872 (623 amino acids)
Biological process (GO): DNA-templated transcription
Cellular component (GO): nucleus
Molecular function (GO): zinc ion binding; DNA binding
Source: RefSeq, a predicted model, not a curated record